Molecule: messenger RNA, 2250 nt
Organism: Corticium candelabrum
Lineage: Eukaryota; Metazoa; Porifera; Homoscleromorpha; Homosclerophorida; Plakinidae
Exons: 7
Coding region: 84-1967 (627 amino acids)
Source: RefSeq, a predicted model, not a curated record
UGUUGACUGUCCUGUUGUCUGAGCGACUUCGUGACACCUUGACUCGAAUUUUGUAGUAGACCAGUAAGAAGGCGUCAAUACAUAUGGCCGUGCGUCAUCAGAUUUUGCAUUUGAUUUUCCUUUGGGAUGCUGUAAUUGCAUCUGAUGAACUAUAUGCAAGUUAUCGCAAGGAUUUCUUCUAUCCCUAUGACGUUUACCGAGAAGUCAAUUUACCAGAUCCUGUGAAUGGCGGCAGGUUUCAUAUUGUUGGGGUUGCUGCAGCAGGGGGAAAUGUGGGGAAUGUUUAUCUGAAUGGCAAACAGGUGCAGCUGGUGAGUGGAAACUGGGACAUUGACUGGCUAAAGGUGUAUGACAACCCACUGGUUAAAGGGAAGUCAUUUUGGAUUUCAUUUCACACAAGGGACAAAUUUUGGGAUGGCAUUAACAAUGCAACACUAAAGCUAGAAACAUCCAAAGGUGAUGUGGUGGCAAAUGGUGCUUUUCAAAUUGCUAGCAAUCUUUGUAACAUCACGUACAUUACCACAAAUAUGAACAUGUCCACUGUGUAUGUGCACAUUCACAAUGGAUACACAGAAACAAGAACAAUAAACCAAAUAUUGUUCAAUGGGCAAGAUGUAACUGUCAUGGUGUCAAACAAAGCUAGUCUAUCAGUUUCAUCUCAGUCAGCUGUGAUGCUUGAAAUUCCAGUACAAGCCUAUAAUCUUUCACGUGGCAGUCUAAUGACAGUCGUUGUAACCUACAAGGAGUCGGGAUCUAUUCCCAGUGUAGCAGGCAGUCGUGUUGCUGUUCCUCACUUUCCAAUUGAAUCAUGGCCAAAGUCUGAUGAAUGCCCGUUCCCUACCAUGAAUGAUAAGAACUACGAGUUUAUAAGAAAGCAUGGAUUUGAUACAUUCUUCUUUCGUGAGCAUCCAUCAACUCAUUGCAGCAAUCCUGUUGAAGGGCAUAAAAUUAUUAGUGAAUUGGCUCCAAAGUAUGGAUUUUAUGGUCUUAUAACAACAGACGUGCCUCUUGAUAAAUGCAGUAAUCUGUCCAAUGCUCUUGCCAUGUUUAUGGGUGAUGAGGUAGAUUCAAAGAUUGAUGACAGUGUGCGUACUCGACUGACACAAAUUCUAUCUGUCCCACAAGAGUUACUUACUUACAUUGGAGGCUCUCGCUCACGACGUAGUGGGAUUUUUGCAGGCAUAACUGAUAUUCAAGGCAUGGACAUGUAUAUUGCAGCUUGUGCUCCUCACAUUCAAGAGUUUCUCCAUCCUCCACCACCACGUGGUUCUUAUGACUAUCUGAGACUUACUCGUAACAAUCAUAUGCCUCUCCCUACUUGGCUGUACUCACAAGCGUUUGAUGAUGGCUGGGAUUCAAAGGUUGGUAGUAUUGUUUUGCACCAUCGUCAGCCCAAACCAAAUGAGCUGCUUAUACAGGCCAUGUCAGUUAUUGCAGCAUGUGCUAAGGGUAUCAUGUACUUUCAAAGUGAGGUUGCUGAGAAUCAAUAUUAUCCAGACACAUGGGCUGCACUUGGUCAAUUUAAUAAAGAUAUUGGAGCUGUGCGUGAGUACUUAAGGACAGGUGAUUGUACAGACAUGGUGACUAAUAGUGAUGGAGAUGGCCUCAAUGCAGACACGGUGGCCCAAGCCAUUAGAUCAAAGAAUGCAAUUAUAGUGCCUGUUGUCAGUUUCCAUAAUCAUGGAGGAUAUAAUGAUCCAGGAUGUGCAAUUGGUGAGGACUUGCACUGGCAGAUAUGGGAUCACACUAUUGACCAGAUCAAUUUGAAACUUCCAUCAGACUUUGGAUCAGUUGUUGAUACAUUUGAAGUUAUGAAUGGCAAGAUUUCUGAUAUUCCUGGUGUGGAAGUUAAGACAAAUGAGGUUGUGAUCACUCACUUGCAUAUGCCAAAAGAUCAUCCCAUUCAUUUGUUUGUUCUUGCCAACACACCAGAUGUUAGAAAGGACAUUCAGAGCAAGCUUAAAUGAUUGUUAACUGUCUACUGACUGUGGUUCUGCUAUCCAUACUGCACUCUAGCUGUCUCAUGAUAUCAUAUUUUUUAUACAUUAACUCAAGUAUUUGCCUACUCACCAUGGUACUAUACUGGUAUUAUGCCAAAUUCAGUUUCUUCUGGAGUAUCAUUUUUAUUAUGCUUUUUCAUUCAUUUUUUUAUGUAUGGUGGUACAGUGGCAACUACAUAAGAUGAAAUAUUGGUAGUAACUUGUUUUGGUAUUUUCCUGGAAGAGUAUAUCAGUGGAUUAUAUUUUGGUG